AUGUCGAUACUAAAUGCUAAUAUCUAUAAAUCUAAUUUCGAUACUACUGCUGGACUAUCUGUUUCAGAGAGUACUUUUGAAGAAAUCCCAUAUUAUGAACAAACCAUUAAGGACAUCAUCGAUGGAAAUAAAUAUACAUGUAUGAUCUGUACAGUGGAAAUGGAUCCCUACUGUCAAAUGUAUAAUUGUCCAAAAUGUUAUAGAGUUUACGAUUUCGAAUGCAUAAAACAAUGGGCUACAAAAUCAAUCAAGAAAAACACUCUUGCUGUUGCAAAUAACAAUAACACAGACCAUCAAUCACAUCCACAAGGCUGGAAAUGUCCUAAUUGUUACUAUGUGUCCAAAAGGUUUCCUAAAGAGCCCACGUGUUGGUGUGGCAAAAAUAUUAAACCAGAACCAAAUGUUUUGAGUCCGAAUUCCUGUGGCCAAACCUGUGAAAAUAAAGCACAUUGUGAACAUGGGUGUAUGAAAACAUGUCAUUUAGGUCCACAUCAAUCUUGUUCAGUUAUGAUUGAUAUAUAUUGUAAUUGUGGAUCUGAAAGUAAAAAAAUAUUGUGUUCCUCCUUAAAUCCCAAAUCCUCAAAAAAUAUGUCAUGGGGGGGAAAUAGAAAAUUUAAUUGUGGCAAAAAAUGCGGGUUGUUAAUGCCUUGUGGUGUUCAUUAUUGUGAUAAGAUUUGUCACUCGGGCCCUUGUGGUAAAUGUACUCAACUUAUUUAUGAUAAGGGCAAGGGUUUAAUAAAAUGUUACUGUGGUCUAGAAAAUAAGUCCCAAAUUACGUGUAGUGAUAUUAAUGUUAUAGGUAGUUCCAAAAAUUGGGUUGGAAGCUUUGCCUGUAAUAACAAAAGAUUUUUAAAAUACGAUUGUAAUAUCCACGAAUAUUGUGUUGGCUGUGAGCCAGUUCCCAAAUCCAACAAGAAAAUUCAUUGUCCAUAUUCUCCUGACAUUUUAAAAGCUUGUCCCUGUGGUGCUACGUCUAUUCCAAAACAAAAAAGAACCAAUUGUACUGAUCCUAUUCCUACUUGUGAAAAUGUGUGUGAGAAACCGUUGAAAUGUGGUAAGCAUAAAUGUCCGUACACUUGUCACAAUGGACCAUGUAUGGAUCCAUGUUUAAUUAUUGAGAAAACAGCGUGUGCUUGUAAUUCGAAAACUUUUUUGACCCCAUGCGGUUAUGAAGCGACACCAAGUUGUACUAUGAAGUGUGAACAACUAAUGUCAUGUAAACGGCAUCAUUGUAGAAAUAUUUGUUGUGAGGGGAAACCAGCUGCUAUAGAGCGUGCUAAACACCCAAUAUUCAAUAAAAAUUUAAAAAAUGACGAGAGUUUGGUGGAAGCUGUUCAUAUUUGUUUAAAACCGUGCAAUUUAAAGUUAUCGUGUGGCUUGCAUUAUUGUCAAAGAAAAUGUCAUCCGGGAAAGUGUCCACCAUGUUUAGAAAGUGAUUCGAAUGAUUUGGUGUGCCCUUGUGGGAAAACAAUUAUUCCUGCACCGGUUCGUUGCGGUACCAAAUUGCCGACCUGUUUAUUUGAUUGUUUAAAAGUUGGUACAAAUAGAUAUGGUUGUAAUCAUAAAAUACCACCACAUUUAUGUCACGAGGGUGAAUGUCCAAAAUGUACACAUAGCGUGAUUAAAAAAUGUAGAUGUUAUAGGCACGAAAAAAUACGUACUUUAUGUUAUCAAACGGAUGUAAGUUGUGGGAAACAAUGUUUGAAACCAUUGCCAAAUUGUCCUCAUAAGUGUACUAAGAUUUGUCACACUGAUUCAUGUUUACUUAAUUGUUCAAUGAUUUGUGGUUUGACUAGGGAGUCGUGUGGCCAUAAAUGUGUUGCCAAGUGUCAUGGUAACAAGCCAUGUGACGAGGUUGGUCUAAACUGUGAAAAGUUAGUUGAUAAAACUUGUCCGUGCGGUAGAAUUAAAUCUUUACAAGUGAAGUGCUUUGAAACUAAAUGUUUGCCCCCAAUCAACUGUGAUGAAACUUGUGCUGCAUUAAAGAGAAGAUUAGAAUUAAAAAAGGCUUUAGGUUUAGAUCACAGUGCCACUAAUGGUGUUGUUGUAACUGCUUCCACAACCUUUGAAGAUUUGAAUUUGCCACACACUGAGCAAGCUCUAUUGAUUUACCAUAAACAAAGUGCCUGGUGUAACGAAAUCGAUAAAACAUUAAAAAAUUUUAUUUCUGAAAACACCAAAAUGUCGUUCCAUUUCAAACCCAUGAAAGCCCCACAAAGAUUUUUUAUUCACGAAUUAUGUAAAAGUUAUCAACUUUAUUCGGAAUCGCAAGACUAUGAACCUAAAAGGUCAGUUUUUGUUAAAAAAAAUAUUGAAAAUGGGAAUAUAAAAAGCGUUUCUCCCAUAAUAAGUUUGGAAGAAUCUUACAAAGUAUACUCCAAUUUUAGAGAACAAUUGAAAAAACUAAAAAUCCAAUACCAUGAAGCAAACGUUUCUAAAGAAUUUUACAAUUUACCGGCACCUGAACCUGCCACAGUUGCUAUUGGUUCGACCAAAUAUAAUUGUAUUGUAGUUCAAUGUAUGAAUGAUUCUAUUAAUAAAAAAUGUAAUAUUAUGAAUAUCCAAGAGAUUUUUGAUAAGUUUUUAAGAUUUUCACUAAUUGGUGGUAUGGAUUAUUUUGAAAGUCUGUAUAAAAGUGAACGAAAGUGUUAUAUUGUUAAACCCAUAAGAGAAAUGAAUGAAAAUAUUGAAAAGGAUAUGAAAAUGUUAUUGCCACAUAUAACCAAAUCAUUACACAAUAAGUAUGGUGAGCAUUCGGUGGUUCUCGGGAUGGGUAAAGUUGAUCAAGAUGCUAAUAAUACAAUCAUUAUUUUUGAAGAACAAGGAAUGGAACAACAAGAGGAUGUUCAUUCGAAGACGAGUUAA
Saccharomycodes ludwigii is the source of this 2865-nucleotide messenger RNA. It is a transcript of the gene FAP1, whose product is annotated as Fap1p. Bases 1 to 2865 code for a protein of 954 amino acids. Lineage: Eukaryota; Fungi; Ascomycota; Saccharomycetes; Saccharomycodales; Saccharomycodaceae. The transcript has a single exon. Gene Ontology annotation, cellular component: nucleus. Gene Ontology annotation, biological process: negative regulation of transcription by RNA polymerase II. The record is from RefSeq and is a predicted model, not a curated record. Gene Ontology annotation, molecular function: zinc ion binding; DNA-binding transcription factor activity, RNA polymerase II-specific; RNA polymerase II transcription regulatory region sequence-specific DNA binding.